GUGGGAGUGUGCAUUAUUCAAAUAUGUUUUUUACACGAUAAAGAACCCGUUAUGUGAACCUUGAUGUCCAAAAAAUAUGUAGAUUCCCACAAUGUUAAACCACAAGUACCAUGUUAUAAGAUCUAGGCAUUCAGUUGCACAAGUUCAACACAGCUGCAGCCAUGUUGGUAAUAUUUGUUGCAUUAAUCCUACAGGCAGGAGACUACACUCAAGCACAAGAGGACAACACACUUUACUGGUGUGAGUGUGCAUUGUUCAGAGAAGAUGGUUUCUUAAACGAAAUAGAGCCUAACCUACAAAACCUUACAGGGGGUUAUGUGAACCUUGGUGAGCGUCUAUUAUGUAAUAAUGGGGACUUGAAUGUGUGCGAUCGAUACUGUAGGAGACAAAUCAUAAGUGAGAUAAAUGGAAACUAUACAUUCUACACUCUUAUUCAAGAUGGCACAAAUCAUACAGGCGAAACCUAUGGUGACCAUAUGUGUGAGCGUGUAGGCGCUUACGAUAAGACGGAGCUUCCUAUUGACUCCCCAGGAUAUGCAGUGUUUGCGUUUUCUCGUAUGCAAGAUUGCGUUACACUGGACACAACAUGGUACACAUUCCCAGAUUCUCAGUUUGACCCACCAAACAACCUCUGUUGUAAUGCUGAUGGAACUUACACCGGCUGUUUUUAAGAUUCAUUCAUAUAAUUAUUAUAACUGGUUAUACUUAAUUAAUAAAUUAUGAAUGUCAAGG
This is a messenger RNA of Owenia fusiformis, 732 nucleotides long. NCBI's taxonomy places the organism in Eukaryota, Metazoa, Annelida, Polychaeta, Sabellida, Oweniidae. The record is from the annotation of a GenBank genome assembly.